Molecule: messenger RNA, 1917 nt
Organism: Leopardus geoffroyi (Geoffroy's cat)
Lineage: Eukaryota; Metazoa; Chordata; Mammalia; Carnivora; Felidae
Gene: MYD88
Product: MYD88 innate immune signal transduction adaptor
Exons: 5
Coding region: 90-980 (296 amino acids)
Biological process (GO): innate immune response; defense response to Gram-positive bacterium; Toll signaling pathway
Cellular component (GO): plasma membrane
Molecular function (GO): Toll-like receptor binding; TIR domain binding
Source: RefSeq, a predicted model, not a curated record
GGGCCGGGGGCGGGGGUGGCGGUAAAGGAAGAAGGAAGAGCGGACCUGCUGCGCGACUCGACAGCGCUGAGGCUCCGGGGUAGCCCGCCAUGGCCGCCGGAGGCUCCAGCGCGGGGUCCGCGUCCCCCAUCCCCUCGGCGUCCUCCCUGCCUCUAGCUGCCCUCAACGUGCGAGUGCGGCGCCGCCUGUCGCUGUUCCUGAACGUGCGGACGCAGGUGGCGGCCGACUGGACGGCGCUGGCUGAGGAGAUGGGCUUCGAGUACUUGGAGAUCCGGCAGCUGGAGGCGCAUGCCGACCCCAUGGGCAAGCUCCUGGACGACUGGCAGGGACGCCCGGGAGCCUCGGUGGGCCGUCUGCUGGAGCUGCUCACCAAGCUGGGCCGCGAUGACGUGCUGGUGGAACUGGGGCCCAGCAUCGAGGAGGACUGCCAGAAGUAUAUUCUGAAACAGCAGCAGGAGGAGUCUGAGAAGCCCUUACAGGUGGCUGCUGUAGAUAGCAGUGACCCACGGACAUCAGAGCUGGCAGGCAUCACCACGCUUGAUGACCCCUUGGGGCAAAUGCCGGAGCGUUUUGAUGCCUUCAUCUGCUACUGCCCCAGCGAUAUUCAGUUUGUUCAGGAGAUGAUCCGGCAGCUGGAACAGACAGACUAUCGGCUGAAGUUGUGUGUGUCUGAUCGCGAUGUCCUCCCUGGCACCUGUGUCUGGUCCAUCGCCAGCGAGCUCAUUGAGAAGAGGUGCCGCCGGAUGGUGGUGGUGGUCUCUGAUGAUUACCUGCAAAGCAAGGAAUGUGACUUCCAGACCAAGUUUGCGCUCAGCCUCUCUCCCGGUGCCCAUCAGAAGCGACUGAUCCCCAUCAAGUACAAGGCAAUGAAGAAAGAGUUCCCCAGCAUCCUGCGGUUCAUCACCGUCUGUGACUACACCAACCCUUGCACCAAGUCCUGGUUCUGGACCCGCCUUGCCAAGGCCCUGUCCCUGCCCUGAAGAUUGCCCCGGGCCCCUGGGCGUGUGUGCUUCUGCCCCUGCUUCCUCCUGCCGUAGGGGUAACCUGUGCCCCACUUGCUUCUCAGUUCCGGGAGAUGCCAACUCCACGGACACGCUGUACGUCCUGCACGGGACCAGUAACGUGUCCACGUGCUGGGUUAUCGAGCCAGGACAGCGGAAUCCAGGGCCAGCCGGGACUGAGAAGAGGUCCAGCAGAGCCAGCUCUGACCCGUCCACACGUCUUAGGCCUCGGUCUCUCCACCUGAGAACUAAGUAGGAUAGGGAGAGCUGGUAGUAGCUGUUUGAAUCACUGUCGAGGGAGCCCAGCCCCGGACAAAGGUGCGGCCCACGUGUGUUCCUUUUCUCUUUUUACCCCCUUCAUUGAAAGCAGACUCUGGAAAGAACCCAAUAUGCCAGCAUCUGUGCCUGCAGGGCAGCACAGAACGAGAGAGAGAGAGAGAGAGAGAGAGAGAGCGCUGCUUGAACUCGCAUAGCAAGUAAGCUGCAGACAUAGGUGUUCUUCCCUCCCUACGGCAUCUGUAUGCUAGUUACCUUCGAGCUCUCCUCAGGGGAGAAAAUGUCUUGGUCUCAGGUCUCUGUCCCAGGGCAAAGCCCAGGACCCUAAAUCGAAUAGAAAAUGUGUCUUUUCUGCUCCGCACCCAGCCAGGCUGGGGCAAGGUACCUUUCCUCAGGGUCUUGGUGGGGGGACCGGAGGCCCCUCCCUGCAUGAUCUUGAUGAAGCACCUAGCUGACCAUGCACUUAUCCCCACUUGGGGACGUUGGGGAAUAUUUUUUAAACAAUUUCAAAAAAGUAUCUUUCGUACCUCUUUUGUCUGCAUUGUGAGAAUUUCAGAGAGAGCCGAGAUAUGCCUGUGUUUGUCAUUUCCCUUCUGUAUCCUGGGUUUAUAAUAAACAGUUCUCUACUUUUGGAAAAAUA